AUGGCCACAGUAAUAGGCAUUGCUCUGGCAAUGAUCGCCAUCGUUGCUUUUUAUACUUUCUUCUGCAGUGUUUAUUAUGUGACACUUCAUCCUCUGGCGAGUAUACCCGGUCCCAAGAUUUGUGCCGUUACCAGGCUCCCCUACUGGUUAGCUGCGCUCAAAGGUGAAGAUGUCAAGUGGAUGAAGGGAUUGCACGACACCUAUGGGCCUGUUGUGCGGUUUGGUCCCACAGAUGUUAGCUAUACCGCUGGUCAAGCUUGGAAUGAAAUUCAUGGACCCAAGGUGACUGAGAAGGCGCAAGAGUUCUCUGUCCAGCCGAUCAAUGGCGUCCCCAGUAUGCUGACGACUGACUCUGAGAACCAUAUUCGAGUGCGUCGGCUCUUUUCCCCUGCCUUCUCCGAGCGCGCCUUGAAACAACAAGAACCUCUCUUUAAGAAAUAUGCAGACCUCCUCAUGUACAAAAUCUCCGAAGUUGGCAAUGAAGGAGCGAAGCCCGUUGAGAUGACUCAACUGCUUAACUUUACUACCUUCGACGUGAUGGCCGAGCUUUGCUUUGGGCAUCCUCUCAACCUUCUCGCCCAGAACGAGUACAGCCCCUGGGUCAAGUCCAUCUUUGAAUCAUUGAAAAUGUUGCCGAUUGCUUCCAUUAUUAACUACUACCCACUUCUGAAUUACAUAUUCACUCGAUUUGAGCCAAAGUCAGUCACUGAGCAGCGUGUUACUCACUGCAAGCACUCGGAGGAUCGCGUCAACCAUCGUUUGGAAAAUGGCUCUGACCAGCCUGAUGUGUGGAAUCUUGUUCUAUCAGCGAAGGAGGGGAAGGGACUCACGGUCAAGGAAAUGCACUCCAAUGCUGAGCUAUUUAUGCUCGCCGGAUCAGAGACAACAGCCACUCUUCUCAGCGGUUGUCUCUAUAAUCUGCUUACUUACCCUGACAAGAUGGAGACGGUUCUCAAAGAGAUACGAGGAAGAUUCAGUACUUCAGACGACCUCACACUUGAACGCCUCGCUGAGCUCAAGUACAUGAACGCCUGUUUGAAAGAAGCUCUUCGCGUCUACCCGCCCGUUCCCAUCGGAAGCCCUCGGGUCGUCCAAGGCGAUGGGCAACAGAUCCUAGGCAAGUAUAUCCCACCGGAGACAAGGGUGUCAGUCCAUCAUUAUUCCACCUACCACUCGGAAGAGAACUUCAAGGACGCCGAAAGCUUUGUCCCUGAAAGGUGGCUCAAGACGGAUCCAAAGUAUGCUGGAGAUAUGCUAGAGGCUCAUCAACCUUUCGGCUUUGGACCUCGGAACUGUCUUGGACAAAAUAUGGCAAUGCAUGAGAUGAGGCUUAUCUUAGCGACGCUUCUCAUGAAAUUCGAUCUUCAACUUUGCGACGAGAGUAUAAAUUGGGCAAGCCAGAAGUCUUUUGCUCUGUGGAUCAAAAACCCGCUGAUGAUACUCGCAAAGCCUGUCUCCACACAGACGAGAUUAGGUAUCUAA
Fusarium sp. VM40 is the source of this 1482-nucleotide messenger RNA. The record is from the annotation of a GenBank genome assembly. Lineage: Eukaryota; Fungi; Ascomycota; Sordariomycetes; Hypocreales; Nectriaceae.